AUGUGCCACAGCAUCAUCUGGUACCACGCCCUCUGCCUCCACCCGCACCCGCUGUCAUCCUCCCUGGUUUUUUGUCCCGGUGCCAUGAUCUAUGGGCAAGACUGCCUCCCAUUCCAGGACGUAAUUUACCUCCCUAUGGUGGGGAGGUGUCACAGCUGCAAAGACCAGAAGAGACGGUGCCAAGCAAUCAAACGGAAACGGCAGAUAGAGAACGAGUGGCUUGACGCAGAGCUAAACGGAGAGUUCUGGGAACACGAGUGGGAACGGGAUCAUGUUUCUGUCCAAUCCCAAGGAUUUGAGGAGCCGGAAGCAUAUCAUGGUCUUGGGAUUGACUUUGCAUGCCCCGAGGUGGAUAUCGAACUGGAGUCCACUGUUGCUAGUCCUGUCAUGGAGUGCUCAGGGCAACGGUCCCAGCAUCAAGACAGUCCGACAAUGAUGUCUCCGGAUCCACAUAUGGAAAAGAAUUGUGACCAGACAGCAUGGAUAUCACCAUCUAAGAAGGCCCAUCGACGGUCUUGGAUCCCUGUCCCGGUGAACAGGGCCCAACGGCAACGAGGAACUGCAACACCCGGGAGCACACCGCAGCUCACGGCAGACGAAAGCGAUGUGGAGUCAUCUGUCGAUGAGAUGGACCUGUUUGACCGGAUUACAUUUUGA
Molecule: messenger RNA, 657 nt
Organism: Penicillium alfredii
Lineage: Eukaryota; Fungi; Ascomycota; Eurotiomycetes; Eurotiales; Aspergillaceae
Exons: 1
Coding region: 1-657 (218 amino acids)
Source: RefSeq, a predicted model, not a curated record